Tribolium madens (black flour beetle) is the source of this 5161-nucleotide messenger RNA. Its product is annotated as mitogen-activated protein kinase kinase kinase 11-like. Gene Ontology annotation, molecular function: protein binding; JUN kinase kinase kinase activity; ATP binding. The coding region runs from base 357 to 3398 and encodes 1013 amino acids. Gene Ontology annotation, biological process: protein phosphorylation. The transcript has 11 exons. The record is from RefSeq and is a predicted model, not a curated record. Lineage: Eukaryota; Metazoa; Arthropoda; Insecta; Coleoptera; Tenebrionidae.
UUCUUAAAUUUUGAAGUAUCCUAUGUAGCAGGAGGUGGUUAAGAAAAAAAUAUGGCCGCAGUAGUGAGUUGUGGUGAUAGUCAGCGAAACUAAAUUAAAACUAAAACGAUGUAAAUAAAAAUUAAAGUGUUUAGUGUUGGGUAAAACAUCGGAGUAAAUCAAUGGGGACGUGUUUAAGUGUUGGUGACUAUGUGAAAAAGUGGGUGCUGUUUUGGAUGUAUGUUGUGUUUGGCGACCACCUGGCUCUGUCUGUGCUGUCAACCGGGCCUUAUCAUUCAAAAUAAGAUGGGCAUUGUUUAUUUUAUUCGGAUUUAUCAAAGGAGUGUCCCGUUGAAUUGACUUGACGAUCUCGACGGAUGCCUCCGUUGGUGGAGCACUACCACUUCCUGACGUCCAUGGAACCGCCCCGCAAUGGAGACAUGGUCAGCUCGGUUCAUGUGGGCGAGCGAACGCACCGUACCGCCAACCCCAUCAUCACACCGGCCCUAUGGACGGCCCUGUACGACUACGACGCGCAGGGCGAGGAUGAGCUCUCCCUUCGCAAAGGCCAGAUCGUCGAGGUCCUCUCCGAGGAUGCGAAGAUCUCAGGCGACGAGGGCUGGUGGACGGGAAAAAUUGGCGACAAAGUUGGCAUUUUCCCGUCGAAUUUCGUCGCUUACGAGGACCCCAUCAACCACGUCAACGUCAAUUCCAUCAUCGUGGACAUUCAUCCCAUCGAGAUCGAUUUCAACGAGCUGGAACUCGAGGAGGUGAUCGGUGUCGGUGGUUUCGGUAAAGUGUAUCGAGGCGUGUGGAGAGGACACGAGGUGGCGGUGAAGGCCGCCAGACAAGAUUCCGACGCCGAUAUUUCGGUCACGUUGGAAAAUGUCAUCAAAGAAGCGAAACUUUUCUGUUUGUUGAAACAUGAAAAUAUCGUGUCGUUGGAAGGUGUUUGUUUACAAGAACCAAAUUUGUGUUUAGUGCUUGAAUAUUGUCGUGGUGGUUCGCUAAAUAGAGUGUUGGCGGGGAGAAAGAUUAGACCGGAUGUUUUGGUCGAUUGGGCUAUACAAAUCGCGCGGGGGAUGGACUAUUUGCAUUGUGGGGCACCCAUUUCACUCAUACAUCGGGACCUGAAAAGCUCGAACGUUCUCCUUCGGGAAGCGAUCGAAAACGACGACCUCCAGUCAAAAACCCUCAAGAUAACGGACUUUGGUUUAGCACGCGAGGUGUACAAAACAACGCGGAUGUCGCAAGCGGGGACCUACGCUUGGAUGGCACCCGAAGUCAUCAAAAACUCCACAUUUUCGAGAGCGAGCGACGUAUGGAGUUAUGGAGUUGUCUUGUGGGAGUUGUUAACGGGCGAAACUCCAUACAAAGGUAUCGACACCCUGGCGGUGGCUUACGGCGUCGCUGUCAACAAACUCACCUUACCCAUACCCAGCACGUGUCCGCAACCUUGGAGGGAACUCAUGGAGAAAUGUUGGAAGUCCGAUCCGCACCUCCGGCCGAGUUUCGAGCAAAUCCUUUUCGAUUUAGAACUGAUUUUCAAUUCGUCGUUUACACAAACUCCACACGAAAGUUUUCAUAUAAUGCAAGAUGAUUGGCGUCAAGAGAUCGAAGAAGUCCUCUUGGAGCUUCGCAGGAAAGAGAAGGCAUGUAAAUCAUUUGAAGAGGAGUUGCGUUGCAGGGAAGAGGAUCUAAAUAGGGCGCAAAUGAAGCAAAGGAUGCACGAGGAACAACUCAGGCAGAAAGAACAGGAACUACAAGCGAGAGAAAUUGAUCUUUUAGAAAGGGAAUUGCAUUUUAUGAUUAAACAACAAACACCAACUCCGAUUAAACGGAAAGGGAAAUUCAAACGUUCGAGGCUAAAACUACUGAAAAAAGAACCCGGAUCGAACAUUAGCCUACCAUCGGAUUUUCGACACACAAUUACAGUACAACAUACACUCGACCACAAAGCUGUCAUUUCACCACAUAGUCCACCGGGAUCACCGGCUAUAACUCGAUUAAGGGCAAUAGCACUACCAGCCGACGGCGUAAAGGGGAAAACGUGGGGCCCUAGCACGUGCCACCAGCGCGAACGGGGCCAAAUAACGAUGCUCAGACCCGCCCCCAACAGGAGUGCGAUGUGGUCGAAAAGCGCCCCCAAUCUGGACAAGACGAGGACGCCGGUGUUGAGCCGACAGCCCCACGAUAUAGAUUUCAUUCCGCCUGAAGAUUGGGGCCCUGAGUAUCCCAUUCCAGGAACGAUCAGGCAUAACGUACCCAUUCCGACCCUGUACAGUGCUGACGGUCAACGGCUGAAACCAAAGUUAAGUAUUGUGGAAUUAGUUUUGUACAACAUCGCCGCCAUGUUGGCCGGAGUCGCUUCAGGCUACGACGUGCGAUUGUCUAAUGUGUCUCCACUGCAUCCAAGGCUGCAACCCAACAGACCGGAAAUCGUCGACCUGCCCGCGUGGCGACCCAUCGAGAACCAAGACUACGAAUACUCGACAACAUCCGGUUAUAGUCACAACACGUACCACGGCCCCACUCGCCACUACCGCCCCAUGUUGACCGGUUCCCAACUCAUCACCCUCCAACACGAAGAACAACGUCCUUUGCGCUUCACCGAUUCGCCCCAACACCACCCUCCCAACCCCUCUCCGCGCCGAAAAUCGAGCUCGACUAGCAACGACGGCUCCGAGCAUUACCCUCCCUACGACCGAACAGCCACCAUUUACGUUCCGGGGGAUUACCAAACUGAACCUUCGCAUUGUCCGGGUUGCUCCGGGCGUACCGAUCCGGGGUACCCCUACGGACACUACGCGGAUCAUUACGCAGGGUAUAGUUCCGAGUACAGUUGUAGUACCACGAUGUACGGUUACGGAACUGAUUACGCUUACGACAACCCUAGCAGUAUAAGUAGUCACAGCGGGUCGAGGACCCCCCAAAGACUACCCCAAGGACACCGGAGAACCCCUUCGAAUGUCUCCAACAGCUCGACGACGACGAGUGGCUCAAAUGUCAAUCCCAGUUUCAAGUUGGAGGAUGAGGGGAGUUACCUGCGACGGUACGACUACGACUACAGCGCCUACUCGCGGCAAAAUUCACAAGAGUCGAACUUCGAGCGGCCGACUACGCUGGAAACUUCUGGUUAUACUAAAUUGAGGUCGAGUUUGAAGAGGAAUAAUUAUCAGGCGACUCAGGGACAUUCGGGGGGGAACACCCCGACGAAUCCGACGCCGCCUGAUAGUCUCACGAGUGAUGACAGUUCGUAUGUUUCUGCGAAAGAUAGUAAUAGUUCGGUAAGUCGUGUUAGAUUUUCGCCGACGACGCUGAUCGAUUUGCCGGUUCCGGGGCAAAAUCAGGAUCCCACAGUGCCGUUGCAGGCUAGGAGGUCGAGGCAGAAGCAGCUAGAUAAGGAGUUUUGGUCAUAACCUUGCGUAUUUUGCGGGUAGACGCGAUGUGGCUUACGUAAUUUUCAGACUUGUUUAAGGGUUGAAAUCGGUUACAAUUUGAAAUUAUUGUUAGCAAUAUUGAGGUAUUAAUACUAGCCAAUAAAGUGAUUUGUGUGAUGUUGGAAGGGAAGGGGUUGCGAAAAUUUCGAGGCUUGUUCGCUAAAUUAUUGUUUUUUAUUCAUAUUACGAACAUUUUUUCUUUAAAAAUAUGUGACAAUUUUUAUUUCUUAUUUAAUGGUUUCAUCUUAAUUUUUUUCAAAACUCACAAAUGUUGUCAUUGCCACUUUACAUUUAUUUGACGUUACAAAAAAUUCAAUUCAAAGAGAAAAGUAAAUAUUGUAGUCAUACUUUUACAUAAACUAAAGGGUUUUCAAAACUUAUUUUAGGUGAAAUACCUUAAAUAAAAAUGUAAAAGUUUUAGAAUUUUUAAAUUUGUAAUUCCUAAUAUUUUUUCGUAAUGUUAAAGUUGAGUAGAAUUUCCAACAACUUCUAUUGCGCUAGAGCCGUUUUAGACAUAGACUUACAUAAUAAACAGAUUAAUAUAAAAGUCAUGUCCACGCUAAUAGAGUUCAUACAUAAUUUUAUUAUAUUCAAAAUCAAAUCACAAAUUUUAGCUCUCAUGUUGCAUAUCGUUGGUGUUUUAAGACAACUCCAGUUUUGAACCUGAGUUCCUCAAUAUGAAGACUUUACCAAUGAAGUUUUGAGCAGUCCACUUCCCUCCUACAAUAAUGUAUUCCUAGUCUAAUUUGUGUAUAUUUAUUAUAAUUUUAUAUUUAAUUCGGCAAAUGUUAACUUUGUACAAUGCGUAUUUUGGCUGUAAAAUUUUAUUGUAUUUGUAUUAUACGUAUGGUUGUUUACAAAAAGACUAACAGAUUUCACUUCUGUGUGGUCUGUUGGCCUUAAUUCAUGCUCAAAUCACUGAAUUUGAAUUAUCGGUGAAGACUCAUAAAAUUGAUAUAUCAACAUUUCACAAUCCAUAGUGCCUGAUUAUUAUGCAGCUUAGACGUACAAGUGAUAAAAACAUUAUUAGUCAUUUUGGUGCAAUUUAUUUUAAAUAUGAUGCAUGGUUUUUUGUGUAGAUGGAAACUCAUGUUGCUGCCUUAAAUAUUGAAUAGAAUGUAAAUUUAUCAUUUUAUCUGUAAUUUUAUACCCGGAAGGUGGUGGAAAUUAAACAGUUUUUUUCCAUUGUUUGACUUUUUGAAAAAGACUGGUUUUAAACAUUCCAAUGUAUAUCACAUUUUUGGCUCUGCUUAGUCAUAUGCCUGUUGAUAAUAAUUGUAAAUGAAAUGACCAAUUUUAUUAAUUUGUAUAAAUAUUAACAAGAUUUUUAUUAAUUAACGUACUCAGUUCUUAAUGUUAGUAAGGGAAGAAGUAUUAUAAUGUAUUAUAUUCGUGCGAAACUUCCUCGUAACGAUUGUCAUAUUUUUUCAGUUAAAGGGAAGCUUCACACUAUUCAAGUACAUGUGGCCAUUGUAUUUUUAACAAUUACGAGGUUCAGUAUUGGAUAAAAAUGUAUAUAAACUAUACAUAUUGUAGGUUUUAGCUGAUAACACGUGGCUUCCACAUUGUGAAAAUCAUGUUAUAUUUAUUAAAGAAAUGAAAAACCUUAUGUAUCAUACAUUCCAAAUUUCUUUUCAUAAGAAAUUAUUACUUAAUACUCAUUUGUGUGAAUUGUAAACGACUCAAAAUAGAAUUUAUAAAACUAAUGUCUUUUCUUGGAGCAAAGAUUAAUAAAACGACUA